UAUGUCACGGGUUAUSUGGCUUCUCCAAGUUCUGUGUAAUCUCGCAGAAAUCUUUCUUUGUUUUAAAAGACAACUUCAAUUCUCUUGUCAACAAUUUCUAAUCAAUUCAAGGUCAUCGAGGUUUCUGUCAACAACUCUUCCCUCAGUUAGUGUCGUGCUGUCGCUACCUGGUGCCACGGAGGCACAUAAACAAGAAUAUAAASCCYUGGAAAUGGCAGUCCGUGCUCUGUUCCUAUUUGUCCUUCUCUUCUGUCUGUGUGUCUACUGUCAAUCAAAGCAAUGUGUUCGUUUUCAAGACAGUCCUCUWGUGGGCUGUGCUGCUGCUGGYUACAACUAUACAUACCCUUUGCCAGACGAUUUGUCUUCAAAAACRGUAUUCUUUAUUAAUAGAUUCGUAAACACCAUUACUAAAGCGGUURAAAACUGCUCCGUGGYACAAAUGGCAGAAAUUAUUGCGUGUAUGCCGUAUGCACCAAAGUGUGUGGAUGUCAACAAGGACCCUAUCUUACCCUGCAGAAGAGUGUGUUCUGAGCUGAUGAAGAGAUGUUAUACAWCAAUUAGUCCUUGGUUAKCAGAUUGGAUGYUACGAGAGUGUCUUGUUCUACCGAAUGAAACAGCAGCAUCAGGAAAGUGUUAUGARCCCAAAGGUUUUGAUAAAUACUACAACGCUUCAACUUCAGGACCUUUGGAGAGGGGAUGCCAAAAAAUCGACAGAUUUCCAUUCUGUGACAACAUGGGCUACAAUCACACCAUGUUAAGUGACAAAUUGCAAGCUAUGGCUUACAAGUUUUUUUAUCGUAAAAAUAUUACCGACCCAAACCCCAACACRCCAGCUCCUGGRUCAAUACUUGCCAAGGUCAUGUCGACAAUGAAAGCCUCACCAAAAUGUGCCAAAGAUAUCCAAAAAAUAUUUUGUAGUGAGGUCUUCCCGCCAUGUUUUCCCGAUGAGGGACCAAAAUACUACACGGUGUGCAAACCAGUGUGCAAGUCAUUAGGUGAAAACUGCCCUGAGUUACUGACGGGAAGAGGUAAUUUAUACUAUGGAGAAUGUGAAAGAAUGGCUCCAGGAAUGACUUCUCAUGCUAUUAGUCAGAGUCAAAACAAAAUGGUGCAAUGA
Exaiptasia diaphana is the source of this 1117-nucleotide messenger RNA. RefSeq lists its product as uncharacterized. The transcript has 3 exons. Lineage: Eukaryota; Metazoa; Cnidaria; Anthozoa; Actiniaria; Aiptasiidae. Gene Ontology annotation, molecular function: protein binding. The record is from RefSeq and is a predicted model, not a curated record. The coding region runs from base 2 to 1117 and encodes 371 amino acids.